This is a messenger RNA of Frankliniella occidentalis (western flower thrips), 494 nucleotides long. RefSeq lists its product as uncharacterized. The coding region runs from base 84 to 404 and encodes 106 amino acids. The record is from RefSeq and is a predicted model, not a curated record. The transcript is spliced from 2 exons. Lineage: Eukaryota; Metazoa; Arthropoda; Insecta; Thysanoptera; Thripidae.
AUGAGGCCGUAAGACCUGACUGCAGUGCCUAUAUAAAACGGGUCCGGGACGCCACCUUGGUCUGUCGAAGCACAAUCAGCACCAUGGCAAACAAACACACACUGGCUCUUCUCUGCGUGGUCGUGCUGGCUUUGGCGUCCUUUGCCAACGCUGCCCCUCAGCCGUUCAAUCUGGGCAAGACAGUGAAGAAGCUCUACCACAAAGCCAAGGACUUCAUGACUCCGACCAUCAACUGCCUCAAAAAAGCCGGAGCUACCGAUGCCGCUCUAGGCUACCUCAAGGAGUGCGGCCAAACAAAAUACUUCGGCAAGUUGGCCAUGUUCAGCUGCGCGACCACCACCUACGCACCUUCUGAUGUCAAGACAAUGCUUAAGAGUAGUGCUAAGUGCUUCAUCAAAAAAUAGAACAAAAUGCGUCUGCAAUGUUAUCAUGCGUGAAUCUAGAAUUAAACAAGGACCGUUUACAAAGAAUAAACUCUGCUCUGUAAUUGCAAA